AUGGAUUAUGAAGAAAAUUUGGAUUCUACAUUUGAGCAAUUAAAAAUUACGGAUGGAAAAAUGGUAAAAGUUACACCUGACGGUGAUGAGUCAAAAUGUCCAGCUAUAUUUGCAAUUUCUCACAAGGAAACAUUUGAAGUGCCAGAUACCUUGUUGUAUGUCGACGGUAAUCCAAGGAAACUCGUUAAACACAAAAAUGUAGAAGAGAACUUUAAUUCAUCCUCUCAUAAGAGAAAAAUUGAUGAUUCAGAAAUAGAUUCUCAAGAAACCAUUCAAGUACACAAGAAGUUUACUACCAAUGACAAGGUCAUAGUCAAAGAUGACGAUAUCAUAAUGACAGAUAAAGGCCCCUAUGAACUAAUUACUCUCGAUUAG
Molecule: messenger RNA, 375 nt
Organism: Acaulospora colombiana
Lineage: Eukaryota; Fungi; Glomeromycota; Glomeromycetes; Diversisporales; Acaulosporaceae
Source: the annotation of a GenBank genome assembly